CAAGGAGCGGGAGAACGAAGGGUUGACGGUCAAGCCCGGCGAUGAAGACUUGCCUGAUUUUGCGCAGCAGCAGCGUGGGAAGUGGGGCCAGACUAGCGACUAUAGUGCGCAGGGAACUGUCUUCAAUGGCUACACCGCUGGCUACACUAAUUAUGCCAACGACACGAGCAACGACAUCUCGAUCUUAAGCCCGACCGUGCCGGCUGCCAGUAUCCAACCGUCCAACGAGAAUGACUGA
This is a messenger RNA of Recurvomyces mirabilis, 238 nucleotides long. RefSeq lists its product as uncharacterized. The annotation marks the transcript as partial. Lineage: Eukaryota; Fungi; Ascomycota; Dothideomycetes; Mycosphaerellales; Teratosphaeriaceae. The transcript has 2 exons. The record is from RefSeq and is a predicted model, not a curated record.